AUUUCAAAAAGUUGGUCAAUUCAUUCACCGCUUCUAAAGCCACCACGUCCUAAAGUCAACAUGUCUACAGACAACAAGCCGGAAGCCGCCGUGCCUAAAAAAAAGUUUCCACCUGUGUAUAAACGCAAGCCGUGUAGAGGCAAUAACUAUGUUAUGGACUUGCCUCAACACCACAGUAAUAUCAUCAAAAUGACUGAAGCCAAGUUACCCACUGUGCAUCCAGAGUCUAUGUACAACCAUUUACCAAAGCCAGUGGUUGAUAUUACAGAAAAACCGCAGAGGUAUGUCUCCAAGUUUCGACAAACAGUUAUUGAGGAGAGCAAAGCAAACAAGAUGGCAAUGCGAACGAUGGGACCAGCAAAAGUGGAGGUGGGACAUGUCAAAUUCCUCAGGAAGCCAACAAAUAAUCCCCAAACACUUGAGAAGGUUCCUCCGGUCUACUUGGUGAAGAAACCAGCCGUUCCCCUGCAAGCAGAGCGCACGCCGAUAGAAACGAGACCAAAGAGGGACUUCUUAAAAACGAUGGACAGUCUGAAAACGGUGAAGCCUGAGCCAGCCUUUGUGGACAUCAAGGGGCACAGGGAGAUACUUAGAACAUCUGGGUUUGUCCCCGUCUACACCGAGAAAAAGGAUUAUGGACAAAUUCCUGAGUACUUACUCAAGCGCUACGAGGAAAACCUGCUGAGGGCUGAGGAGGAGUAUUCCAAGUUGAAAGAAAUGAUCGAUAAGGAGGCCAAGAAAAAGAUGUCAGACGCAGAGAGACAAUCCAUCCUGCAGGGCCUGAGGAAGAACUGGAAUCAGGCGAACACUGAUUACCAGUUGUUACCGCUCGUCAUGGUCACUCAUUCAAUGCUUGCCAGGAAAGAGCGACUGGAGGAAGAGAUGACCCAUAUGGAGUCGGCCAUUGCCAUCUUUGAGGAUCAAUCCAAUCCAAUCUUCCUCCCACGUGAUGAUGAAUGA
Hippoglossus stenolepis (Pacific halibut) is the source of this 960-nucleotide messenger RNA. Its product is annotated as enkurin. The coding region runs from base 61 to 960 and encodes 299 amino acids. Lineage: Eukaryota; Metazoa; Chordata; Actinopteri; Pleuronectiformes; Pleuronectidae. Gene Ontology annotation, molecular function: calmodulin binding. The transcript is spliced from 5 exons. The record is from RefSeq and is a predicted model, not a curated record. Gene Ontology annotation, cellular component: acrosomal vesicle.